Molecule: messenger RNA, 2179 nt
Organism: Harpegnathos saltator (Jerdon's jumping ant)
Lineage: Eukaryota; Metazoa; Arthropoda; Insecta; Hymenoptera; Formicidae
Product: protein regulator of cytokinesis 1
Exons: 2
Coding region: 117-2036 (639 amino acids)
Biological process (GO): microtubule cytoskeleton organization; mitotic spindle midzone assembly
Cellular component (GO): mitotic spindle midzone; spindle; cytoplasm
Molecular function (GO): microtubule binding
Source: RefSeq, a predicted model, not a curated record
CAAAAAGGUAACGGAUAAGUUUCUCACGUUGCUCACAACGGCGACAUUCGGGCUUUCCUUCGUGCAAUAAAUUGAUGUUGUGCAAAGAUUCAGAAUAAAAACUAAACUUUAUAACGAUGACCGAUCAACAUGAGUGGAAGCCGAUGGUGCAGAAAACUAUUGUGAAGUUAGAACAGGCGCUCGACGAACUGCAGAAGACCUGGGAGGAUAUAGGAUGCAGCAAGGAGACCCGAACAAUGUAUUACGAUCAAGCGCACAAUCAUAUAAGUGACUUGCUAAAGGACAUGGUAGCUGAAUCGCAAGCCAAGAAGCAACUACUGUUGGACAGCAUAAAGAACCUGUUGAAACAAACAACAAUAUUGUAUACAGAAUUACAUCUGGACAUGGUACCCAAUACUUAUGAUAAAAUACCCUUGAGUGAGGUAGAACAAAUGCUCCGUGCAGAUCUGGAAAAUCUGGAAUGUGUGAAAAAGGAACGCUUGCUGGUUUUAAAAGAAUUAUUAGCAAAGGAACUAGAUAUCACGACGAAGCUUGGUGCUAAAAGAUUAAGUAUCUCUGCAAAUAUACUACCUACUGUACAAGAACUUGACAGUUUUAAACUAUAUCUUCAGAAACAGGAAAAUGAGAAGAAUCGUUUAGAAAAUGUUUUCACUGAGAUGCGUUGUUCUGUAAUUAAGAUGAUGAAAGAUUUAGAUAUAGCUCCAUCUUCAUCAUUUGAACACUUGGUUUAUAAUAAUCCUGAGGAUUUUGUACUAAGCACAAGUAAUAUGACAAAAUUGAGAGAUUUCAGGGAUCAAUUGAAAGUACAAGUUGAGGAAACAAAAGGUCAUGUGGAAAGAAUGAAAGAGGAUUUACUGAUAUUGUGGAAAUAUCUUGAUGAACCUGAGACUUGUCAAUCAUUUCUUGAAAAGUAUCCUGGUUACUGUGCUGCUACUGUAAGUGCUCUGAAUGCAGAAAUCAAACGUUGCAAAGAGAAGAAAAAGGAAAACAUUUAUAAGUAUGUCAUGCAGCUAAGAUUUGAAUUGGUUAAUCUGUGGGAUUUGUGCAAAUAUUGUGAAGCAGAGAGGAACUCGUUUGCAGCAUUCCAUUCUAGUACAUACACAGAGGAUUUGUUGACACUGCAUGAAAUAGAAGUGGAAAAAUUACGUAAAUUUUAUAAUGAUAACAGAGUGAUAUUUGAGCUUCUGGAGCAGCGUGAAAAUCUUUUAAAAAAGACAAAGGAAUUGAUUCAACGAGAAAAUAAUCCAGAUCGCUUCCAUAAUCGUGGAGGCCAAUUAUUAAUGGAGGAGAAGGAACGUAAAGUAAUACAAAAGAAAUUACCCAAAAUGGAAGAGGAAUUGAAGCAGUUGAUAAAUGAAUAUGAAAAAAAACAUAAUUGUACUUUUACCAUCUAUGGUAUAUCAUUAGAAAAUAUCUUAGCAGAGUCUUGGGAAGAUAUUAAUCAUGAAAAAGAGAACAUCAGAAAAGGAAGGAGAGAGGCAAAAGAUAAAUCUGUAAAAAAAUCGCCUCUAAAUAGUUCAAAGAAGACACCUGGCAUGUCCUAUCUGAGCAUUCACAAAGGUCCAACACUGGGAUUAUCAAAACGAAAAUUGUUUAGCCCAUCUCCUAAUACAUCAGCAAAACGCAGGAAUAAAAAUGGUGACAAAAAUAAGCCCACUGUUGCUGGAUCUAAAAUACGAAGAAGUGGUAGACUAACAAGACACACCUCAAAAGGACAGAAGAACACUCCUAGAAGGAGCAAGGGUUCAAUAUCAGCCAAUAACAGUAUAAUGGACACCACAUAUAAUCAAUUCCAAGGCCAUAUGACAAGCAGAGAGGAAUUACAUAGCUCAAUGAUACCAGAACAGAUAUUGAAAAAUGCCAAUAAGGUUAAUGUGAAGACACCAGUGCGGACACCUGCAAAGCCAUUGAGGAAAAAUCUUAACAUCAUUACGACUGCCAGUCACAAUUCGACACGUAAAUCACCUCAUAGUCCUAGAAUUGUUAAUACCCCUAAAUUAGCAACAGCCCCAAGUAACUUACCUUUUAUUUUUUGAAAAUACUUUUAAGAUGAUACAUCCUAAAAUAAAUUUUACCUACAAGAGUGACCUGCAAAGUAAUUCAAUUUUAACAUCGUAAUCGUGCUAGUAUAAAUAAUUGAUAUAGAUUACUGUCUGGUGAAGAUAAAAAAUAACAAACG